GCACCAUGUCGGACACAACGGAGGAGCAGCUGCCGCUGUAUCUAACGCCGCAGUUCUUUAAGCGCACUCUCGAGCACGGCCUGCAGCAGCAGGAUCUAAAGGUGCUCGAAGUUCAACUGACGAAUCUGACGCGUGGCGGCGAGAACUAUUGCAGCAACAUUUACAGGGCCAACAUUCAGUAUCGGAAUGCGGAGGGCAGACAUGUGGAGACAUCGCUGAUUGUCAAAUCCAUGCCGGACGAGAAGCAGGCCAUUCUGGCCAGGCUGCACAUCUACAACAAGGAGAGCAUCUUCUAUAUGCACAUCAAGCCAAAGUUGGAGACGCUCAUGUGGGGCAAAAACGAUGCCACAGAGCCCUGGACAUUGGGUGCCAGACACUACUACUCCACAACGCAGCCCGAGCAGACCAUUAUCUUUGAGGACCUCUGCUGCGAGGGAUAUCAAUUGAAAUGCCGUCAACUCGGUCUGGACAUGGAACAUGCGACGCUUUUGAUGCGAAAACUGGCCGAAUAUCAUGCCCUAACCAUGGUAAUGGCCGAGCACGAGCCAGAGAUCAUCAUCGAUCGCUAUCCCUUUGGACUGCUGCACAUGGAUGCCAUCAAAUCGGAGCCCUUCAAGCUGCUCUUUGGCACACAGCUCCUGAAACUGGCAGCUCUGGUGGGCGAUAGCGAGGGUUUUGGUGCAAUAACCUCGAAACUUUAUCGCUACCACGAGCAUUUCACAGAGCGUAUCCUAAAGGCGGUGUAUCCAUUGAGGGGAAAUCUGAACGUACUCAACCAUGGCGAUCUGUGGGUGAACAAUAUAUUCUUUAAGUACAAUCAGGACUACAAAGUGGAGCAGGUGAAGAUUAUCGACUUUCAGCUGUGUUUCUAUGGCAGCCUGGGCUUUGACAUCAACUAUUUCCUGAACACCAGCCUGGAGCUGGAUGUGCUACGUAGCCAGCGUCAGCGUCUCAUUGACAUCUACUACGAGGCAUUGGUGGCGUGUCUGGAGCAGUUGCCUUGGUCCAAGCCACUGCCCACAUAUGAUGCCGUUAUGGCGGAGAUAAAGGCACGCGAGGCUUACGGCUUCUUUGUGGCCUUUGGCUUCUUUCCGCUGAUGAGCAUGAUUGGUGUCGAUUCGGAGGAUAACUCAUUGAAGAACUUUCACGACGAGACCUUUGCCCGCCAGAAGGUGCAGCUGAUGUUCGAGGGAAAUGCACGCACCCUGGAGAGCCUAAAGUGUACGCUGAAGCGUCUGGAUGAGAUGCAUCUGUUCGAGUGAGCGUUCGUAAAUUGUUUAUAAAAUAUAUUAUACUGCCGCCACCCUUCGGAAAUUGAAUAAAGCAUUCCGACAGACACGACUUGAUUGCCAUCCCUCCCCCUCCAUUCCCAUUGGAAGUUUUGCUGUCGCUUGACGCUUUAACUAAAUUUGUAUGUUAUAUACGAGAUCAUGUAGGAAUUAAAAGCAAAUAUCACUAGCGAAAAUAACGUGUUGGCAGCCCCCACAUUAGCCCCACAUUGCAUGCAGAUAAUGGCAAUAAAUUGAUAAGAUAAAUACACGA
This is a messenger RNA of Drosophila obscura, 1542 nucleotides long. RefSeq lists its product as uncharacterized. The record is from RefSeq and is a predicted model, not a curated record. The transcript is spliced from 3 exons. Bases 6 to 1262 code for a protein of 418 amino acids. NCBI's taxonomy places the organism in Eukaryota, Metazoa, Arthropoda, Insecta, Diptera, Drosophilidae.